UAAUAGUGUAAGGGCCUGAGGACUGGAGUGAUGUGCUCAGAUGUUUUGGUUCUGGUCAAAUUCUGGCAGCAGCAUUCAGUAGAGCUGCAGCUGUCUAAUGGCGAUUUUCCAUUGCAUAGUACCCCACGUUUCUGUUUGGGUCAGGUCGGGUCAGCUUACAUUUGAGGGCUUUUCCACUGGGUGCAGUACGUAUUAACGGAUACUUUUUUUUUAGUACCGCCUUGGUUGGAGUUCCAAGCGAUCUUGGCUGAUACCAAAAUGUGACGUGGAAACACUGUAGAUCACUGAUUGGUCUGUGAGAAUCGUCACUACCAGUGUCAUCGCUAUAACGUAAAAUAUUAGCUUUAACUUCAUGCUAGCUUGCGCUGUCUCGAGUAAACAUGUUGUCAUCUGUGACAGCAUGUUUACUCCCUUUUAGCGAUGUAAAACAUCCACAGGUUGAGAAUUGAGAAUAACACCAUAAGUGUUUUUCAGACUUGCAGUAUGUGGCGGCACAUUCGCGACACGCACGUCCGCAUAUAUGCUUAAGUGCAACUUAAAUGUGGCUCAGCGGAGAGCGUCGACUGACUAACGCCACAUGUGUUUGCACAGAAAGUCAAUUUUAAUUUUGUGGCAGACUGAGAAAUAAAUGAAUGUAUGGAAACGUACAAUGAUGUCUCACUUGUAUGAUGUCACAGCAGUAGGCAGCACAAAUAUAACAACACGCCUUUAGUCCCUCCCAUUCCUAAGUGUUACUAAACUCGAUGGAAAGCUAACCAAGCCAAAGUGAGUUGAGCUGACCCGACCUGACCCAAACCAAACGGUGGGGCACUAUGCAAUGGAAAAGCCCCAUAAUGGUCUUUUUGGGGAUCUCAGUAAGGGGACCAUUGACAUAAUCCACCCUGCUGGUGAUAAAAAGCAUGAACAUGUUUCUCUAAGUCGUGUCUUAAGAUAAAACAUCUAAUUCUGGCUAUAUUUCUGAGGUGGCAGUAAGCUGAUUUGCCUUUUGCUUUCACAUGACUAGUGAAAUUAAGGUCAGGCUCUAAGAUUACACCCAGAUUUCUGACUUCAUUUAAUUACCCUUAGAGUCAAGGUAUGUGUUAACCUUGAGAAUUUCAUCUUUAUUUCCAAAUACAAUGACUUCAGUUUUGUCUCUGUUUAACUGUAGGAAGUUUUGAUGCAUCCAACUGUUAUUUCAUCAAUGCAUUUACAUAGGAAGUAAAUGGGUCUGUAGUCAUUGGGUGACAAGGCUAAGUAUAUUUGGGUGUCAUCUGCAAAGCUGUGGUAAGCAAUUUGGGUCUUUUUCAUUAUUUGAUCAAGUGGGAGCAUAACAAAAUUAAACAGAAGCGGUGCUAGAAUAGAGCCCUGUGGGACUCCACAUGUCAUGGGUGUCCACUCAGAUUUAUGGUUACAUAUGUUCACAUAAGGUAUGACUUAAACCAUUCAGGAACAUCCCAGAGAGCCCUACCCAGUUUUCCAGUCUAUGUAAGAGUAUUGUGUGAUCUAACAUGUCAAUUUGUAGUUUUAGUGUGACUGCCCAAUUGUUAAGUUUGAGCACUGUGCUGAACUACCAGUAGUUAAAUAAAAGCAAAAAAGCACAGAGUGCAAUUAAAAGCGUCCGAACAGUAGCGAAUCAGACAUCCUAGAAUACUAUAUUGUGUUCUGCAUAAUAUAUGAUAUGCAGGAUUUUAUGUUUAAAAUGCAUACAUGUAAAUAUAUGAAUAAUGAAGUCUUAUUAUAGGGGGUAACGUGAGACUUUCUUAAUGUUAAAAUGUUGUCGUGUGUACCUUUAUUUUAGUGUCUGGUUUAAAAAUUAAAUUUCCUUUAAUCUUAGAGAUAAAAAUGAAAUAUUACUUUUCCUUUUCACUUUUGAUAGGAGUUAUUUUAUAUAUCAGUAAUAAAUGCUGAGUUUAGUUAAAAAUGAGAAAGCUAAACAAAACCAAAAACCCCACUGAGCACAAAUAGACUUCAUGGAAAAUGUAUGAUUUCAUCCUGUUUAUUUUUGCUGGUAUUGAUUACGUUUCGGAUGUGCUCACAGGUAUGGACGUCAUCAUGGUUCCUGAGUGAAACUUGGCAAGCGUGCACUGGAUGUUUGGUGGACGCGACUGUGCUUCAUUUUUAUCUAGUGCACAUCAGCCACUUUCCCCACCUUUCCUUCCUCCUUCAAUUUGCAAUGCCAUGGUUUCGUUAAAUGUUAGACAACAGCGUUGUCCCAACAUCAACAACGACCACUGGACAGCAAACUGGCCUACAGAUGGAUUGAUGCCUGAAAGCAGUUACUGGCAGCUCUGCUCUCCUUCAAAGCCCAGCCAGCAGGGGGCGCUCAGCUCCAGCUUCCCCCCCGGCCCAGUGCCACUGGGACCUCCAGAAAGCCACCUUCCGGAGGGGGAUGCCUUGAACCGUCCGCUCGCCCCUAGCACCUCUGUGACGGACCUGUCUUUUCCCGGGCCGCCCCCUCCCCCCCCGCCACCCCCGAAACGCCACUGUCGAUCGCUGUCGGUACCAGAGGACCUUUCACGCUGCCGGUACACCUGGCGGCCGAGCGCCUCCAAGGUCUGGACGCCAGUGAAUCGCAGAUGCCACAGUGGAGGGGGCGCGGGGGGGCCGUGUCCGUUACGUGCCCCCAGCUCCUCUCUAAAUUCCUCGCUGCACUCUUCUUCCAGUCCCACCUUUUUCAGCCUGGCCCUCUCCCCGGAUUCUCCAUUGCCGUGGAAUUUCCCUUGGGAUCCGAGUGACGCCGCCGGAGGCGGAGCCUGUUGCUGCUUCUUCCCCUCGCCAUCCUCGUGCUCCUCCUCUCCUUCACCGCUUCAUCCGCCGCCACCCCCUCAGCGUCGUUUUUCUCUCUCCCCCGUGCUCAUUCGCGAGGCCGCCGCACAGUUCUUGCCACCGCCUCCGGUGCCACCGCAAAUCGCAUCCCACCCUCCGGCAGUUCCCGCCUCACCCUCGUCCGCCUGCAGUACUCCAUCUUCGGUUCGCCGUGCUCUUCCUCCUCAACUUCCACGGUGUCAUUCUCAGCCCUGUGACCUGCUCCUCCUUAAACCUGGCCUGAAGCGUCGCAGGGACCCGGAUAGACCAUGCGCACGGCCUGUGCUAGACUUUGCCAAAAUGACGCAGACUCGAAGCACAGACCCUCUCAGUUAUAUGGAACGUGGCAGACUGGCCUGCGGUGGGGACGUCUGUAUGGGCCUCGAACCUUUCUUUGGAGAUUUCCGAGGCUCGUGUUCACCAGCUGAAGGUCGGGGAAGGACGAGUAUUGGGCCGUUGAGCGAAAGCGAUGAGGAGGAGGAGAGAGAGGAGGAAGACCAUGAGGAGCGUGAGGGGGGGCAAACGAGCGUGUUUGAAAGGGAUUGUACUGAACUGGAUAUCACCCUCAUUGAGGAGAACUGAAGGUUUGGAAUUCCCCCUCACCUACACCGCCAGCAUAUUCAACCCUCUCUCCACCACCUGCUACUUUACACUGGCAGGCCUCUCAGGAACCCAGCCGGCCCUAAACGGGGCCCGCAGGCGUAAAAGCCCAUUAAUGCCGACUACUAUCAUAUGCAGGUAGUCACGGACGCUGACCAUCAACAUUGUACAUUCCAGAAUCAGUUGCUGAGACAUUCUGACGGAUGCAGAUGUACUGGAGAAACCAGCAUGGAGUUUUCUGUGUAUCGGACGAACUCUUAAAUUCAUCUUUAAACUGACACGCUGGAGCUGGAGGCGAACUGGUCUCCACGUUCCUGCUUCUUUCUUUUUGCGUCUUUCCUCUCGAAUCGUUUUGAUAGUAAGAAAAGACUUUCACGGAUGAUGGUUAUAAAUAUCAGUGUUUUGUUUCGGUUAAAAUAAAAAAAUGGCCGUAUAACAUAGCAGUAUUUUACUCUGCAGACCUUUAUACUUCCUGACGAAGGUCCAUCUGAUUUAAACAUAAGCCUUAAGAUGCCUGUUUUUUUUUUCUUCCUCUUAAUCAAAAGAUUCCUCAAGGAAAUGAAUUGUGUACUGUAGCUGUUGUUCUGUUUUUAUUUCUGCAGUCUCUCUCUUUAUUUUUUAAUCUGUACAAUGCAUUCCUCUGAAAUUGAAAUGUGUAUACAUUUAUUAAUGCACUGUAUUUGGGACAUUUAGAAAGAAGUGAACGCAACCACUGUAUUCUGAAGGCACAUUGUUUUACUGUAUUGUACAGCGAGUAUUUGUUCAAAUAAGUUGUGUAAAGAUGGUAGCUUGAAGGUCGGAGACAGGCUAUUUCUGUCAUUUAGAGAUUUUUUUUUUUUUAUUGUAUGUGUGAUGAAAAUUCAGACUCAGUUUAUGUAAAAAUAAAGUUUAUUUGAAAUUA
This is a messenger RNA of Paramisgurnus dabryanus, 4285 nucleotides long. RefSeq names its product family with sequence similarity 53 member C (gene fam53c). The record is from RefSeq and is a predicted model, not a curated record. Gene Ontology annotation, cellular component: nucleus. NCBI's taxonomy places the organism in Eukaryota, Metazoa, Chordata, Actinopteri, Cypriniformes, Cobitidae. Gene Ontology annotation, biological process: protein import into nucleus.